AUGUCUUCGAGCUCUGCACCCAUUAACCAGCAGCCCAUCUUAUGGACGGACGAGGCGUGGAAGGGCGACCCAAAUGGGGACUUGACGCUCGAGUUCGAGGGUUACUCCUGGAAGGUCAGGGAGGAGGUGGUCACCGCUCACUUUUCUUGGAUGGAGGCCGCCAUUGCCAACACCGAGCCGCUCUGGGAGGACAAACCUUCGUUCUACUCCUAUGCCCGAUACUAUUUCCUUGCCUAUACCUUUGAGCUUGGUGGGCUCAAACGCGCGAUGAUAUCCAAUUUCGAGGGUCUAACCGACCACGUCUUGGCUCUCAGCAAGCAUCGUUGCUGGCACUGCGGCCCUGCGGCGGCCGAGGCUGACGGGGAGGAGAUUCAACAUUUGAUGUCGUUCCUGGAUGCGGCGCUUUUUAUGGAGAAGCAGGAGUGGAACGCCAAGAUGCUCAAGGUCAUCUACGACGCCGGAGACAAGCUGAAGGAGAGGUUGAUGGGAUGGGGGGCGUUUGAAGACUUUGUCCGCGACUUUGCGGUUGGAGCACGAUUCGCCAAGGCCAUCGGGGCCGAUCGAUCGUGA
Molecule: messenger RNA, 570 nt
Organism: Dichotomopilus funicola
Lineage: Eukaryota; Fungi; Ascomycota; Sordariomycetes; Sordariales; Chaetomiaceae
Exons: 2
Coding region: 1-570 (189 amino acids)
Source: RefSeq, a predicted model, not a curated record